AUAUAGACAAUUUAGGUGAUGUCAAUAUAUACCUGCGAUGUCUUGUAGACGCAAUUUGCACAAGAAUGUACCCUUCUGAACAAAGUGGACGUAGGUUGAGAGCGUGGCAACAAAAGGUAAACAUUUUUCUAGCAUUUGCAUAUGAUAUCGGAACUGCGUCUGAAACGCAGUUUAAAUUGCGUGUUAUACACGAUUUAAUUUGCAAUGUGUGCAUUCCAUAUCCCGAAACUAUCGAAAGAGUACUUGCUGCUGCCAAUGAUAUAAAAAAGAUAGAGUUUUUCUUUCAAAACAAUGCCUGGCAAGGUGUUACUGAUUUUGUUCUGGCAUUGUCAACUGCAGACAUUCCAAGAGAAACACAAUUGAAGUGUUUAAGCCAAUUUGCCUUCAGAUGCAUAACUUUUGAUGAAACAAACUAUCAGCCAUGUAUAGUAGUGAUUAAAGCUGUCUUUGAAAAGUGUCAUUGUGAGGGAGAAUUACCUCUAGAACCUAUUUCAAUAGGUGCAGUACUUGAUGAAUGUUGUUUUGAUAUAAAUAAAAGGCUCUUAGAUAAAACAAUAAAAGCAUUGAAGUUUUCUUCUUUUGUGCAGGAACAUUGUGUAUUACGAGAAAUUCUCAAAGUGUGUGAAUCUAAGAAAAAUAUAGGUCCUAUCCUUCUCGUCGCCGAUUUCAUUGAACAUCGUCUCCUAUCAGAAAACAGCCAUUUAUUGAAUACUGAUAUUCUUCUUCAAUCAAAAGAAGGGAGUCCAAUUUUAGACGAACUGUUUGAUAUGAGGGCAGCUUUAUCUAAUCCAGACCUAGACUGGACAGAGGAAUUAUUCAUCAUCUGCUUUCUCCGACGUUUUAUAUUUUAUUCGGCCAAAGCUUUGACAAAAGAUACAGAAAAAGAAAGGCAUUUGUUGAAACAAUUAGAAAAAUUGUUUAACUUUAACAAUGUUAAAUGUCAAAAACAAGACAACAUAUUAAAAAAGUUGCAAAUUUAUCUGAUGAGAUGUAUCAGCAAUGGAUCAAGCUCAUAUUCCAUAUUUCAAAAAGUAGCUGGAUGGAGAAAAUCCUUUGAAACAACAUUAUUUCCCGAUCUUACAGAAGAAAAAAUAAAAAGUUCGUCUGAUGUCUAUCAGCCUGUGGCUAUGAAUUUAGCAGCUUUCGUUCGAAUUAAACAGGAAUUUCAGAUUGAGGAAAAAUUGACAAAAAGCAUCUUUCAACACUUCAUAAACACAGAGCUGACUGGAGUAGUGUUGUAUUUAUAUUCCCACUGUUAUAUUGGUCAGAUAUUUUCAAAACAAUCGGGAGAAGAAACACUUUUAGAUGUUGAUGUUUUGCCAUUAGCAGAAAUUCAAAAAAGGAUAUUGGACUGUUUUAUUUUGAAAAAGACGUAUGCUCUUGAUCAAAUUAAGAUAUUCAAAAAUUGUUCCAGUGAAGCCUUAAAGCACAAUUCGUUUAUUUCUAUGAUCUUAAUAUGGUCUGCCUUCCUUGCUAAUAAAAAUAACAUUCUCUUGGAGGCAAUAGAACAUCCAGACUUUUUUGAAAGUACUAUGUUCUGUGAGUUUUUACAGUCAAGAGUAUAUCACUGCGAUACCUUGUCUUAUAUCUUUUCUUGUGAAAACCGUCAUAGAGUAUGUGCUCUUCAGUGUGAUUCCUGUCCCAUUUGUUUCAGAGGGGAAGUUAAUAGACAAUUUAAGAAUCGACAGUUACAAACGAAAAUGACAGACAAAAGGAAAACGGUCGCUUAUGAAUUAAUAAAACUGAUAUUUCUCGGCGUCCACCUUUCUGCACGUGCUUUGAAUCAUGAUAUAAACAUAUCUGAUGAAGAAAAUGAUGAUAUCAAUGACCGUUUGCUUUGUAGAAUAAAUGCACAGUGGUCAAAAGUCAGUAGCCUUCUUUCGUUGACUGAGAAUGAGGUAUUAAGAUUGUGUUCUUUAGUAUUUGGUAAACUUCAAAACGAAGAAAGUCUUACUAGCCCUGAUGCAUUUCUGAAUGAAAUAGUGGAGGAUAGUUUAAAAAAUCGUUUCUUGCUUCUUGACAAAGAAUGGCAUGAUCUGGAUAAUCACAAUUCUAAAGUACAAUUGAAAAGUUAUAAGUUGUCAACCUUUGUAGAAACAGAGUCACAAACUAGUGAACUUAUUCUAAGAAGAGAUUUUUGUCCAACUCUUGACAAUUUACUCGGGGAAAUUGAGCUUCAAAAUUUAGAAGAUAAAUAUCCAAUUUUGUAUCACAUCUUAAAUCGCCUUUAUUUCUUAAAAUUGAUGAGAUUUUUGGCACCAUGUCUCAAGUGGCACAGAACAAUAGCAGUUUUGGGAAGUUUUUAUCUUAAGAAAAGUGAUUGCAGAAGAAUGACUGUGAAGACAUUUUUGGCAAAUGAAAUGGGACAAAAUCAUUCUUUGAGAUUAGGCGUGCGAUUUUGUGAAUUUAUGAAAAUAUGGAAUGAACUUUCUUCUGAAAAGUACUGUGAAGCACUACUAGCAGUAAAUAAAGAACUUCAAGCUAUAGCUAAUGCCAGUGAAGAUGAACAACUAGAAAAUUUCUUAAUCAUAGACGAGCAUUCUCCGUUGCUUUUGACAAUUGAAGCACUUGUUAAAAUUCAAAAUUCAUUUCUUGAUGAGAUUAUGGAUAUAACAUGCUCAGGACAAUGUUUGGCAACGUCUUUUAUAACAAAAUAUGUAUCCAAAGAAUGUAUUGCAUGUUUUCCCAUCAUACCAGUAUUGGAGUUACAAGAAAGCGACAUCAUACAAAGUGAAUUUCCGCAUGAUUGUCUAAUAUUUUCGCAGAGGAGCUUGACUACAAGCAGAAGAGUAGCAUUCGACUUUCAGAAAAUUGAAGGAGAAACUGCACUGUACUUUUUGUUGGAAGCAAAGUAUAUACAGCUUGAGAGGCAAAAACUCAGGAUUUUAUUCAAAGAUGACAUUGCUCAAAGUUCUGUUGCUCUGCUGAAGAAAUUACUUUCUGUUUGCCCUCAGUCAGAUGCAAAAGAUGAAAGAAUCAAAAAGGUAUUGUCUGUUCUUGCUUCAAACCAGGCAGAAGAAAACUAUAAUUUUUUAACAAUUCUAGGAAUUGCAAUUGCAAUGAUACCUAAAUUACCGAUGAUAGAUCCAGACACUAUUUUGCUGCAUUUUUUUCAAAAUAGGAAGAAUGACUUUUCAUUUAUAUCUUUUGAGAACGCAGUUCCACCAGAAGCAAAAAUGGGCGAUUUAGUUAUGAUAUACCAAUGGCUUGAAGAAACGAAUGGAACCCGAGUUUUAGAAAAUCUUGAUGGAGAGUUUAAAAAAGAGCCACCAAAAGAUUUGGAAAAUAUUUUAAUUGCAUCGAGAUCCAAAUCUUUGGAAUGGAAAUCUAUUGUAAAAGGGAUGAAACUCUUUGCUCAGAGACGUCUGUCAAAUAAAGAAUCACUCAACCUAUCCCAACAGCUUAACAGUUACAUGAAUGACGAGAGCUUUUGGCCAGUAACUCUGGUUCCUACAGACAGAAAGAAACUUUGCAAUUUGGUCCCAUCUGACAUUAAGCUGAAACACAUUUGGGUGUUUUACAAAUGCAUAGAACAACAUAUAAAGCCAAGAUUGCAAACAUCUACUCAUCAUGAACCACGCCAUAUGUUUGAUCCAAACAAAAGGCCACAGAGAAAGAAAAAGUUUCGGAGCUAAAAAAGGAGAUUUAAAAUCUUAAACCUUGAGAGAAAAUCUAUUUCUAAAUAAACAUUUAUGAACUAUGUUAAUCAUCUGACAAACGUAUUUAUAAAUAUAUAUUUAUGAUAAUGUAAAUAGUUUUAAAUAGUUAAAUAACUAGCUUGCAAGUAAUAUUAUGGAAUUUUAAAAUGUUAAUUAGAAUAUUAAGAUGAUUAAUUGUUGCAAAGUUUACCUCUGAGAGAGAGAGAGAGAGAGAGAGAGAGAGAGAGAGAGAGAGAGAGAGAUUCAAAAUCAAAA
This is a messenger RNA of Saccostrea cuccullata (small rock oyster), 3914 nucleotides long. RefSeq lists its product as uncharacterized. Lineage: Eukaryota; Metazoa; Mollusca; Bivalvia; Ostreida; Ostreidae. The record is from RefSeq and is a predicted model, not a curated record. Bases 66 to 3635 code for a protein of 1189 amino acids. The transcript has 2 exons.